Molecule: messenger RNA, 1155 nt
Organism: Malania oleifera
Lineage: Eukaryota; Viridiplantae; Streptophyta; Magnoliopsida; Santalales; Ximeniaceae
Product: protein LURP-one-related 5-like
Exons: 2
Coding region: 288-1037 (249 amino acids)
Source: RefSeq, a predicted model, not a curated record
GCGUAAAGCAGAGGGACCCUAAUGUAAGCAAUAGCCCCAGACAAACAUCCCAAGACGACGCCCCUUUAGCUACUUAUCUCUCUCUUUCCACGUUCAAUCCCUCCCCUCACUCAAUUCCAUUAUAAAAACGCCAGCCAUAUGUUCAGAAUCACCAUCUGACUUCUUAUUCUCUCUACUUCAAUUCUCAAUUCUCCCUUCCCAGGUCAGCUCCAUUUAAUUUUCUCGAUCUUUCUCGGGUUGGAUUUCUUUCUUUUCUUCUUGGGAUUGAAGAUCAAUCAGCAGCUGCCAUGUCGAGGAUUUUCCCAGCAGAGAGCAGCUUCUGCUCGCGGGAUUUUCCGGGAAAAGCAGGGGAAGUCAGCGGCGAAGGCAGAGAUUUUGGUGGUGGAGAAAUUAAAUCAUUGGUUCCAAGUAGUAGUGUGUUCACGGUGUGGAAGAAAUCGAGCAUGAGCUUUGAGGGGACGGAUGGGUUCACAGUGUUCGACGACAGGGGAGGAUUGGCUUUCCGAGUGGACAAUUACUCUAGGAAGAAUACUGGCUUCUCUGCUUCUGCUUCGCUUGUCGUCCUCAUGGAUGGAUCUGGCAAACCUUUGCUUACUCUCAAACCCCAGAGAUUGAGCAUGCAGCAGCAGUGGAGUGGAUACAGAGGAGAAGACGGGUGCAGGAAAAGCAAUGCUCCAAACCUUAAGCUCUUCUCAAUGAGAAGACCAUGGAGGACGCGCAGAGACAACAAUGUUAGCACAGAAGCAGAGAUCUUCAUGGAGCGACCCGGGAAGAGCAGCCGCUGCCCGACCCGGCCGGACUUCCGGGUUGAUGGGUCUUUCAGGAAGCGGAACUGCAGUAUCAUCCGGGUCCAAACCGGGGAGGUGGUGGCCCGGAUCGCCCGGAAGAAGGUGAACACCAAGACGCCGGUGGUGUUGAGCGAUGAAGUGUUCAGCCUGAGCGUAGAAGCAGGGUGUGAGUCUGAGCUUGUGAUGGCAUUUGUGGUGGCGCUUGAUCGAAUCUGCCCCGAGCCCUUUGCCCCUCUCUUGUGUUUUUGAUUGAUUAAUAAUUGCCUCAUUUUUGAAAAUGUAAUCUUUUGUACUUAAAUAAUUGAUCAACAUAUGUGACAAUCAUGAGUUCAAAAUGAGAAUUGAGAUUGUUUUGUUUUGAUUGUUA